Messenger RNA from Juglans microcarpa x Juglans regia, 2049 nucleotides. RefSeq lists its product as uncharacterized. The transcript is spliced from 9 exons. Bases 1 to 2049 code for a protein of 682 amino acids. The record is from RefSeq and is a predicted model, not a curated record. NCBI's taxonomy places the organism in Eukaryota, Viridiplantae, Streptophyta, Magnoliopsida, Fagales, Juglandaceae. Gene Ontology annotation, molecular function: zinc ion binding; nucleic acid binding.
AUGACGGUACAUCAGCAUGCUGCUAGGUUUACUGAGUUAUCCCGUUUUGCUACUUAUUUGAUUCCCGAUAAGGAAAAGAAGAUUCGGAACUUCUCAGAAUUGGUGGAUAAAGCAACAGUUUUUGAAAGAACCCUUCAAAGAAGCGCUGCAAUGCAUGAACAGAGGAAAAGGACUACUCCUACUGGGUACCAGUCUGGCAUGGACCAGGGACCAUGGAAAAAGAGGAAUGAAGGUAGUAGUUCGGGAAAAAGGCUGGUUCAGAGUAAUCAACAGCCCUACCAGUGUAGGACAUGCAAUCAAGUGCACUCCGGAGAGUGCAGAAAAGGGGCGGGAUUGUGUUUUCGUUGUGGCAAAACAAGACACUACAUCAGGGAUUGCCCAAUGCAAAAUAGGAGCAACCAGACAUUCAUACCGCCACCUCAGAGGAAUGAAGUAUCGGCCCGGGGCAGCAAUCAACGUCCUACUGCGCCUGCUCGAGUCUUUGCACUAACACCUGGAGAAGUUGAGGGUAGGAAUGACGUGAUCACUGAUACUGAAAGGUUGAGGAACAAGUUAGUGGUUGCGACCCCAACAGGAAAUUCUGUAGUCUGUAGUGAGAUUUUACCUGGAUGCCCUCUUUCUAUAGAGGGAAGACAGAUGCCAGCAGAUUUAAUAGUUUUCCACAUGGUUGGGUUUGAUGUAAUUUUGGGUAUGGAUUGGCUGGCUUCCUAUCACGCCAGUAUUGAUUGUGCUAAAAAGGAAGUGGUAUUCAGACCCCCUAAUGAAGGGAUUCCUAGCCUGUGUGGUAGAAGCGCCAAAGGGGAAGUGAUGUUGGAACAGAUACCUGUUGUGAGAGAUUAUCCAGAGGCCUUCCCUGAAGAUUUAUCGGGACUUCCACCCGAGCGGGAGGUAGAGUUUGCUAUUGAGUUAGUUCUAGGCACGGCACCCCUUUCGAAAGCACCUUAUCGCAUGGCGCCAUCUGAAUUAGCGGAACUCAAAGAGCAGUUGCAAGAUUUUGAGACCGAGCAUGAAGAACAUUUGAAGUUGGUACUUGGGACACUCAGAGACAAACAGCUGUUUGCUAAGUUGAAGAAGUGUGAAUUUUGGCUUGAUUCAAUCACGUUUCUGAGGCAUGUAAUUUCGAAGGAUGGUAUUUCAGUGGACCCAGGAAAAGUGGAAGCCGUGGUUAAUUGGUCGGCACCGAGGAAUGUUCAUGAGGUUAGAAGCUUUUUGGGAUUGGCAGGGUAUUACCGUCGAUUCAUUGAUGGGUUUUCCAAGAUAGCAGUUCCUCUCACUGCACUCACUAGGAAAAAUAAUAGAAUUAUCCCACUCAUGAUCUGGAACUCACGGCAGUCAAUUUUGCACUUAAACUUUGGAGACAUUGCUUGCAAAACUAAUGUUGUAGCCGACGCUCUAAGUAGGAAGUCAGUGGGACCGACAAUUGCAGCUAUUACUACUCAGCAUAGGUUGUUGAUGGAUUUAGAAAGAGCCGGUAUUGAAGUCUUUUCUAGUGAUACAAGUGCUGUCAUGGCCAGUUUAGUGGUUCAACCUGCUUUGAUAGAUAGAAUCAAAGAUGCUCAGAAAGUGGACUCAGAGUUGGUGAAGCUAAGGGAAGAGAUCGGAAGCGAGUACAAACCUGAUUUUUGUCUACCAAGGACCGUAAGCGGGCAAGAUGCUAUAUGGGUGAUCGUGGAUCGCUUAUCGAAGACCGCCCGUUUUGUGCCCAUUAAAGUUUCUGAUAAACUAGAGAAACUAGUUGAACUGGUGGCUCUACCACCAGCGUUCUCGGGAGUGCAUAAUGUGUUCCAUGUGUCCAUGUUGAGAAAGUAUAUCCAUGACCCCACUCACAUCAUAGAUCAUGAACCCUUGCAGAUUCAAGAGGACAUGACCUACACCGAGGAACCAUUGCGGAUUCUGGACAGGAAAGAGCAAGUGUUGCGGAAUCGAACUAUUUCUUUGGUUAAAGUAUUGUGGAAUAAUCAUGCUAUCAAUGAAGUAUCUUGGGAAUUCGAGGAAGAGAUGCGAGUAAAGUACCCUCAUUUGUUCGAAGGAAAUUAUUAUAGCUUAUAG